Messenger RNA from Adineta ricciae, 606 nucleotides. The record is from the annotation of a GenBank genome assembly. Lineage: Eukaryota; Metazoa; Rotifera; Eurotatoria; Adinetida; Adinetidae.
AUGCAUCGAUUUCUGAAUAUUAUGAUGGCGAUGGACGUCAAUAAUGGAAUGGGAAUGAAUAAUAAAUUACCAUGGAAAUUGAACGAAGAUGAACGAUGGUUUUUGAGCAUAUCAACAACGACGAAAGAUCCGCUAAAACGAAAUGCUGUAAUUAUUGGUCGAUUGACCUUCGAAUCGUUUUGCAAAUAUUUAACGAAAAAUUUUAUUCAUUGGCAUUUUAUUGUGAUAACCUCGAAUUCUUUAGAAUCGAUCAAAGCGAAUUAUGAGCAAAGUCAUAUCGAUGUUGUUAGAUCGUUUGACGAAGCUGUUCGAAUGGCACGUGGAUUUCUUGACAAUUCAGAGAAGGGUAUUGAAUCCGUGUUUGUAUUUGGAGGUGUCCACCCGUACGAGCAAGCCAUGGCUUCGGGACUAGUUUAUCGUGUCUAUUUAACAAGAAUCUUUGCUGAAUAUCCAUGCGAUACGUAUUGGUCAAGUUUAGAUUUAAGCCAAUUUCGACGAAUUCAACGAUCAAAAAAUGAGAUUCUUGCAGAACUCGAUGAUCAAAUUAUAGGAGAAAAUGGUGUUACUUAUCAAUUUCAAGUUUAUGAAUUUGAUGAGAAACAAUAA